AUGAGUGCUGCUAGGUUCGUGGGCAUAUACCAUAGUCAGUUCUCUAGAGAAACCAAAAAAAUGGCCUUCAAGUGGCUUCUAAUCUCCGUAAUAGUAUUCGGAAAAAAGGUACUCACAUUAAAUAUAGUAAAUAGUAUAUUCUACCAGAAGGACGAGAUAAACAACUUAACAUUUUCACUAGAUCAUAGAGCAAGAGAAAAAGCAGAAAGAGCAAAGCUACAUUUUAAAAAUGGGGAAAUAUCAUAUGUUUAUAGUGAUAAUGGUAUUUCUUCAAUAUUUACAUUAACAGCUGAAAAGGAUAUAAAAGAAUUUUUUUCUCUUAAUGAAGACAUAAAAUCAUGCGAUUAUUUUAUAACAAAAGGGGGUUUAUUAAAUAGAGAAAAAGAGCAUAAAUGUUUUAGAGAAACGUUUUGUGGAAUAGUACCAAAUUUUAAAUAUAUAAAAAAGAAAAAAAAAGAAAAUGAUAUUUUACUAUAUUGUGCUUAUUUUAACGAAACACAUAUAAUUAUUUAUCAUGUUGGGAAACCAAAAAUUUUAGAACCUAACAUAACAUAUGAAAAUAUUUUUUUUGAAAAAGAUAAAAAGGGUAUCAUUAAUUGUUAUGCUAUGGAUAUUGAUAUACGAUAUGUACAUGUAUAUGCAACAAAUGAAUGUGUACAUAAUUAUUUUUUAGAAUAUAUUAAAGAAGCAUGUCAAGGGAAAAAAUAUUGUGAACUUGAUUUUACGACAAUUAAAAAUGGGGAAAAUUGUCCUAUGAGUAAAAAUAUUUUUAUCACAGUGCAAUAUACAUGUGUAGCAACAUGUAAUCCUAAAUUGAACGAAAUUUGUGAUAUACAUAAUUCAAACGGAUUGAUGCAAACGUGCAAAUAUGGAUAUAAUAUGGCAAUAGAACUAUCUGAUGAAUGCGAGAGAAAUUAUACAUGUGGUAAUAGUGAUAUUUGUUCUGUUAAUGCAUACUGUAACGAAUCUAGUAAAACAUGUAAAUGCAAAACUUCCUUAUUACCAUUCAUUUCAAAUAAUUGUGUGUAUAAUAACAUAUGCAAAGUUUUGACAUGUCCUGAGAAUUCAACAUGUGAAAAAGUAGACAAUGAAGAAAAAGGAGAAUGUAAAUGUCAAAAAGAUAAAUAUUUUUAUAAAAAUAGAUGCUAUAAUAAAUAUGAUUUAGAAUUAGCUAUAAAGAUGGAAUUACCUAUACGAAGGAGAACAUAUUAUGAACAUACAUUAUAUGAUGGGUUAUCAUUACGACCUGAACAUAUUUAUAUGCAGUGUGAAAAUGGCUACUAUAUUGAAGUUGUCAAUGCAUAUGCUUCAUGUUAUCAUGUUUCAUUUGAAAAAAAUUAUAUGAAAUAUAUAACUGAUUAUUUAAAACGCGCAUGCAAUGGAAAAACCAGGUGCGCUUAUGGAAAUAGUAUAGACGCUGUAGAACAUAUUGACAUUGACAAUAUGUGUAAUGAGCAUAAAGUCAUUUUUCACUAUGAGUAUUUGUGUGCACAAGAUGAUAAAAUAGGGAAACCGCUCCUCAUGUUGGAGGGUUCUACUCUUCCCUUAACAUCUCCUCCACAGAUGGGAAUUAUUGCUCCAGGUGGAAAUGAUAUGCACAAUUUGUUUGUUCAAAUGCAGGGUGGGUCAAAGGUUCACACAGAAGGGGAAAUGAAAUGGGCAGCAAAAAGGACAAUGGAAAGGACAGUCUCAAGCCCAGUGGCACUAUCUGUGGAAGAGAUUAAUCCUGCACAAAGCUAUAACAGGUUUAAAAGAAAAAGCGAAAUAUUCAGAAGCAGGUUUUCAAGUAAAAUACGGUGCGAUGGUGGAACGAUAACAGUAACAACUGCUCUUUUAAAAACAGGAGAUGGUUGUGAGGAUUUAAAUAUGACUUCAUCUGUUAAGUCUUACUGUGAUGGGUUAAGUGAUUGUGAUAUAGGAUUAACACAUCAUUUCGAUACUUAUUGCAUAAACGAUCAAUAUCUUUUCGUAUCGUACGAAUGCUUAGACUUAUGUACAUAUUGUCCACCUAACUCUUCAUGUUAUGGUAACAAAUAUAAUUAUAAAUGUUUAUGUGAUAGCCCAUAUAUAAGUAUUCGAAAUAACACCGCUUGCCAAGCACCUACAAAUUGCAGCGUUGCAGUGUGUGGAAAAAAUCAAGUAUGUAAACAAAUAAAUAAUGAUCAGUUCAUAUGUGAAUGUAAUAGUGGAUACAAAAAUGUAAAUGGUACAUGUGUCAUUGACGACAACUGUGAUCUGUUAUGUCCAUCAAAUAAAUCUUGUAUAAUUGAAAAUGGGGAAAAGAUAUGUAAAUGUACUAACGGACUUUCCUUAGUAAAUGGUGUUUGUGUAUGUAGUGAUGAUCAUAUUAUUAAUAAUGAAAAUUUAUGUAUACCUAAAAAUAAAUGUAAAAGAAAAGAAUACACAAAUAUAUGUAAAAAUAAGAAUGAAGAAUGUUCUUAUGAUGCAAAGGAAGACAUUGUAAAAUGUGUAUGUAUGGAACACUACUUUAGAACUGAUAGAGGUGAUUGUAAACCUAUUAAUUAUUGUGAGAAUUUAAAAUGUAAUGAAAAUGAAGAAUGUAAAAUUGUAAACUAUAAAGCUACAUGUGAAUGCAAACAAAAUUUAAAGAGAAAUACUUUAGGUCAAUGUGUUUAUAAUAAUUUAUGCUUAAUUAAUAAUGGGAAUUGCCCUAUAGAUUCCAACUGUAUGUAUUACUUAAACAAACCACAUGAAUGUGUUUGUCAUAAACAAGGUUUUGUUGCUCACAAAGGUAAAUGCGUCUUACUAGACAAGUGUAAUGAAGGUAAUACGUGUUCAGAAAAUUCUAUCUGUGUUAAUGUAAUGAAUAAAGAACCUAUCUGUAUAUGCACAUUUAAUUAUUUUAAAAAAGAUGGUCUAUGUAUAUUACAAAAUCCUUGCUUAAAAGAUAAUGGAGGUUGCUCAAGAAAUUCAAAUUGUAUAUUUAAAAAUAAUAAAAUUACAUGUGCAUGUAAAGAAAAUUAUUUAAAUCUUAAUAAUUCAUGUGUACCUAAAACUACAAAUAUGGAUAAAUCUUUUACCUUCACUUAUGAUAAAGAUGUAUCUAUUGUACUAGGAAGUUGUGCUAUAAUAGAAUUAUUACAUAUAAAUAAUCAAAUUAUUUGGAAAACAAACUAUUCAAAUGAAUCCUAUAUUUUUAAUUAUGAAUUUCCCACAUCUGGACAGUUGAUUGCUCAAAUUAAAAAUCAGUUUAGUAGUAGUAUACUUUAUUUAAAAAAGAAAGCCCAAAAUGAUUUUGUCUAUGACGACUUUCACAUGGAACAUAAAUCCUGCAAAUACGAAAACGUGUUCUUCUACAGUCACAGGGAUGGAAAUGCGUGA
This is a messenger RNA of Plasmodium malariae, 3342 nucleotides long. RefSeq names its product Rh5 interacting protein, putative (gene RIPR). The transcript has a single exon. The record is from RefSeq and is a predicted model, not a curated record. Bases 1 to 3342 code for a protein of 1113 amino acids. Lineage: Eukaryota; Apicomplexa; Aconoidasida; Haemosporida; Plasmodiidae.